AUGCCUGUCGAAGGUCAAGCAACGAUGAGCAAGGCUGAAAGGAGCCUAGAAGUUGCGAGACAAAAACGAGAAAGUAUUUUCGCUUGUGCUCAGUCGUAUUAUGACACGGCGAAAAAAUUGUCUCAGGAAAACUAUGCUAAUUACGUAGCAAUGCUCCACAGACUUCACGCGCUUCAGGACAGAUUCGAGGCGAUCCAGUUUGAAAUCAUGGAGAUAAAUACCUAUCUUGAAAAGCAGGCACAACUCAGUGUCACUAGCGAGAGCAUCGCGCUCGAAGACAUUGUUCGCGAAGUUGAGGCUAUCUUUGAAAGUUUCGGCGGAGUACCGACGCGACCUGCGGACGUCAACGCAGCACCGGUUCAACCUGUGAACCCAGCUCCAGCGACGGGUAACGUGCGACUCCCACGGUUACAGCUAAAACACUUCUCGGGCAAAACAGAAGAUUGGACAACGUUCUCAAAUGUUUUCCGCAUUUCAGUCCACGACGUUGCCACGUUGACGGCAGUGGAAAAAUUCCAAUUUCUGUUGAGCGUGCUCGAGGGUGAAGCGUUAAGUUUA
This is a messenger RNA of Bemisia tabaci, 558 nucleotides long. The record is from RefSeq and is a predicted model, not a curated record. NCBI's taxonomy places the organism in Eukaryota, Metazoa, Arthropoda, Insecta, Hemiptera, Aleyrodidae.